GCCCAUGAUUGUUAUGUUCAGGCAAAAUGCAUGAUGUGUAGUAUUAUACUCAAUAGGAUCAAAGGAUGGGAGAGAGAAAUUCUAUAUGGUGUGCCUACAGAGUGCUGGAAGAGCCCAAGCCUUAGCACAAGAUGCAGGUUGGUCGGGAAGCAGUCAAGUUCCUAAGCAACAGUCAGUGCUAGGAAAAGAACAUUCAUCGACAGAUUCAGUAAGACCAGCUCUAAGUCCGUCUCAGGGAAGAAUAGCAAACCAGAAUAAACCCAUAGCAAAUGAGAAGAGGCCAAGUGGAUCCCAGUGUCUACAGUUUGUACCAAGUGCCAACAUCUCCAGGUUAGAAUUGGAUCCAUUAGAGAAAAUGUCUAGGGAAAACCAAAUGUUGAUCACUGCCUACAGAACGCGAAUUGCCAGAACUAAAGGGAUUGCAAGCAAAUAUCAGCUGAGUGUUUCCCUGCAGAGAAGGCUGUCUGAGAAUAUGGCCAUUGCCAAGGCCAAGCAGGAGGAAUUUCUACGAGCCAAACUUGAAAAAAGGGAAAAGUUGCAACAAGAUGCACUGAGGAAGUUUGGGAUAUCUGCUACCAAAGAGGAUGAUGAGAAGAAACAGCUGUAUUUGCAGAUACAGGAGUAUGAGCAGUGUCAGGAGUGGUUGCGAGGCUGGAGACACAAGCUGCAGGAGACUCCAGAGGACACAGUGUUCAUGCAUCAGCUCAUCAAACUCAUCAUCAGCACAAGUGGCCACCCACUAGCACAAAUGCUGCAGAAAUACCAGUAUCUGAUCUACGACAGGCUGCAACCACUUGUCAGUCACCGGUUAGACGAAUGCAGCCACAUCCGUGUCCCAUUCCAUGGACUGAAACCUGGUAGUGCACUGACUCAGUCCAGAGCAGGUCGUAGCUGUCUACACAGUGACGGCGGGCAAGACUCUGUCGUGCCAGCAGUGGUGGAUGACGUCAGUAAUUUGUAUACGAAUGCUGAGCUUGCAACUGGGAACAAGGACGACUUAGCGAAUGCUAUUGAGUCAGCAAGGCAAGAUCUAGAGCAAGCGGCAGCGACUGGUGAAAAUCUGGCAAAGCAGCUUACGCAUGGAAUGAAUGCAGAAGUGGAUGAAGAGGAGACGUUUGAUGAAAAUGAUGUCGAUGAAACAUUAAAAGCAGAUGAUGAUUUGGAUUUGGAGUCGGUGGAAGGAGAAGCUCUGCAACGACACGCUAAAAACAUAAUAAAUGAUGUGCGUCUCUACAUCGACCGGCUGCACGAGAUGUUCCUCGCAACAUAUGAGCAGCUGAACACACCACUUGGCAGAGACCAAGUGCACUCAUCGCUCGAACAGCCAUUUUUGGAACGUCUCUGGCCCUAUCUUUUGCCUCUAUUCAGGUUGAUUAACAAAUCUAAGGAAACACAGUUGGCAAAAGCGAUGACAGCAUACAUGGGGGCCAAACCUGAUGAUAUGUUUGUGGGAGAAAACCUCUGCCUCUAUGGCCAUGAGUCUGUUCCAUAUAGCUCAGCAAUCUGUGAACUGCAGAGAGUCGUGCAUUUGAUCUGCCCACUCAGCAAGCUGGAAUGUGUAGUACACGUAAUCAAGAUCAUAUGCCACAGCGUAGACGAGUAUUAUACUGGGAAAGCCUCCCAAAGUCCUACUGUUGGUGCAGACGAUCUGGUUCCGGUUCUUGCAUAUGUGGUAGUGAACACAGGACUUCCACAGCUUAUCUCUGAGUGUCAUGCGAUAGAGGAAUUCAUUCACGAGGGCUAUUUAAUGGGAGAGGAAGGCUACUGCUUGAUCUCUCUACAGACUGCACUUGGCUACGUUGCAUCACUCAGUGAAAAGUUGUAGGUGUCAAUGUACUCGUUUCCUUGACCUUUACUCUUCUCAUAAUCAUGUCAACGGUCAGUUAAUCAAUAGUAGACAAUCGACUGUCAGACAAUCGUACAAGGAAGCCUAUUAUGAUUACAUGCACUAACAACGAACAAUCAACUAUAAAUUGCAUUAUUUUUUCCCAUUUUGAUUUUUUAAAUGUUUGUUUGUAUAUUGAAUCCGAUUACACAUUGUCAACUUCUCUAUAUUUAUGUUCUUAUCAUUCACAGCAAAACACCUGUGCUCUGCCGUGUGGAUAAGGAAUAUGUCUAGUAAUAGUUGUCUUGAUCUUCAAUUUACAAUGAUUUUGAUGUGUGCAUGUUAUUAUGUUAUUAUGUAUCAAACAAUUGUAUGCAAUAAUAAAAAUCUCACUUCCAUUUCCAUUUUCUCCACCUCCAUUUCCAUUUUCUCCACCUCCAUCACUCGUUUCUUUUCACCCUCCCUUUUUUCUCUCGCUCUCUCUGCCUCGCUCCCUCCACCUCAAUUCUAUUUCUUUUCCCCUUAUUUCGUCCCCUGUCUUCUAUCUAGUCUCUUUCUGUCAUCCACUUCCCAUCUCAUUAUAUAAAAUAGAAAACUAUAAAAUUGUCGAUUUAUAUAUAAAUGAGAAAUAAUUUAUUGUGAUAUUACAGCUAGGAAUCUAUUUGCUUGGUAGAUUUUACAUUGUUAUUUAAUAAACGAUUGAAAUGGCUGUAUAAUUCAACAGCCACAGGGAAAACAUUGAUCUUCAUCUGUUUCAUCUUAGUUUAUAUUUCAUAGACAUAUCAUAGACUAUACCAACACUGUGAAAAUGAUCUGUUCGGCUUUGAAACACGCACGUUGCACAAGCAGGUGAUUUUUUUUAUCCCAAAAAUCUUAGUGAAAUGGGGAAGUAGCUGCAGAAAACCUGUUGGUCACUAAAGAUGUCAUUUGUUCGACAUCACUUGAAAUACAAAGAAUGCUACGCCAUUAUACUUAUUUGAAAUUUACAUUUGAAAUUGUAUCCUUGCAUCCUUCAUUAAAUAGAAAAGUUAAGAUAUUUUAAAAAGAGAUUUAAAGAAAAAAGUACAUACAUCACAGCUAAUAUUCAAAUACCAAUAGAAAAUCGUAUUUUUUCAAUAAAGAAAUAAGCAUGAUAGGUUGCCAUUAGAAAAGCAAUGUUACUAUAUCCUUCGGCCAAUUACUUAAAAGAAACUGCUAGCACCCUUGCCCCUGACACAUGCCCCUUGACCAGUAUGUUCUAAGCUGAAGAUGGUGAAAGUAUUCUUUUACUAUGACACUAUCUUAUAAGAUCAACAACGUAACGUCUCAUAUGUGUUAUAUAUCACGAGCAAUGGAUGACACCAUUACUAUUUCUCUUGUCACUUCAUGCAAUGGAAAUAUGACCAUGCCAAAAUAUGAUGAUUCUGGAUUAUUUUCUGGAACAGCUUAAGUUGUGGCAACUGCCGUUUAUUAUACUAUUUUAAACAAAUAAAUUGGAUUUCCACAUGA
This is a messenger RNA of Priapulus caudatus, 3313 nucleotides long. Its product is annotated as VPS9 domain-containing protein 1-like. Gene Ontology annotation, biological process: vesicle-mediated transport. Gene Ontology annotation, molecular function: small GTPase binding; guanyl-nucleotide exchange factor activity. NCBI's taxonomy places the organism in Eukaryota, Metazoa, Priapulida, Priapulimorpha, Priapulimorphida, Priapulidae. The transcript is spliced from 12 exons. Bases 86 to 1825 code for a protein of 579 amino acids. The record is from RefSeq and is a predicted model, not a curated record. Gene Ontology annotation, cellular component: cytosol; endocytic vesicle.